Messenger RNA from Myripristis murdjan (pinecone soldierfish), 1498 nucleotides. RefSeq names its product C-1-tetrahydrofolate synthase, cytoplasmic-like. The transcript is spliced from 12 exons. Gene Ontology annotation, molecular function: methylenetetrahydrofolate dehydrogenase (NADP+) activity; methenyltetrahydrofolate cyclohydrolase activity. Lineage: Eukaryota; Metazoa; Chordata; Actinopteri; Holocentriformes; Holocentridae. The record is from RefSeq and is a predicted model, not a curated record. Bases 397 to 1365 code for a protein of 322 amino acids. Gene Ontology annotation, cellular component: cytosol. Gene Ontology annotation, biological process: tetrahydrofolate interconversion.
UGAUUGGUGGAGAGCCAACCUGGAGGUCCCACUGCUGCUGCAGAUCUCUGAGUCACAGUUUAACCUUUAACACACACACACACACACACACACACACACACACACACACACACACACACACACACACACACACACAGAGCUGUCAGUGUGUGUGUGGACGUCCUCAGGUCGCCUCACAGAAACUUGGAAAAGGUUUGCAGGUGUCCUGAGCGCAGAGGUGUGUGUGUGUGUGUGUGUGUGUGUGUGUGUGUGUGUGUGUGCGUGUGUGUGUUGCGGCUGCAGAGGUGCAUUGUGGGAGGUGUGUGGCGCUCGCUCCUGUGUUUGUGUUGAGCUGCGGAGGAAAAGUUUGUCUGAAAGUUUGGAACGAGCCGCUGCUGCUACUCCAGUCCAGCUGUCAUGUUAUCCUUGGCCGCCCGCUUGCUGUGUCUCAGGGUCUCUGGUUGCUGUGGAGGGAGUCGCUCCAUGGCAACCGUUGUCUCUGGCAACAAGACGUCCAAGCUGGUGCGUGAGCGGCUGCAGGGCGACGUGCUCAGGAUGCAGGUCCAGGCUCCAGGCUUCAGACCGGGCCUGGUGGUGCUGCAGGUGGGAGACAGAGACGACUCCAACCUGUACAUCAGCAGCAAGAUGAGAGCUGCUGCUGAGAUUGGGAUCGACGCCCGUCACGUGCGGCUGCCCAGAUCAGCGACUGAGGCCGAGGUUCUGCGCAGCGUCCAGGCCGUCAACCAGAACCCGGCGGUCCACGGGCUGAUCGUGCAGCUCCCUCUGGACGCCGCAGAACCCAUCGACACGCAGAACGUCAUCGACGCCAUCGCCCCCGCCAAGGACGUGGACGGGCUGACCAGUGUAAAUGCAGGCCGGCUGUCCCGUGGUGAGCUGGCUGGCUGUCUCCUCCCCUGCACGCCGAGCGGCUGCAUGGAGCUCAUCAGACAGACGGGUGUGUCGGUGGCGGGGAAACACGCGGUUGUGAUUGGUCGCAGUAAGAUCGUGGGGGCGCCGAUGCGCGACCUGCUGCUGUGGAGCCACGCCACGGUGACCAGCUGCCACUCCAGGACCCACGACCUACCUGAGCAGGUCAGCCGGGCCGACAUCCUGGUGGCGGCAGCGGGGAAGGCGGAGCUUGUGAGAGGGGAGUGGCUGAAGGAGGGAGCGCUGGUGAUCGACUGCGGCAUCAACCACGUGGCAGACGAGACGAAGCCCAGCGGGAAGCGACUCGUCGGGGACGUCCACUAUGCCUCGGCCAAUCAGAGAGCAGGAUACAUCACGCCGGUCCCUGGGGGGGUGGGGCCGAUGACGGUGGCCAUGCUGAUGGAGAACACGGUGCAGAGUGCCUGGCGGGUCCUGCAGCAGAGCCAGGCCGGGCGCUGAGGUCCAGGACAGAUGGACAGAUGAACGGACAGAUGGACGGAUUGAUGGGCAGGGUUAGGGAUGGAGGGGUUCCUGGUAGAACCCUGAGUCCCGUCCUCGCUGGCUCCGCCCCCGACACGCCUCCUCAUUAACA